GAGGCGGCGCGCCCCUGUAGCGCCGCGUGGGCGGACAUGCCCAGCUGCGACGCGGAGUGCGUGCUGCUGGCCGGGCUGCUGCGGCGUGCCCCGCCGCGGAGUGGGGCCUGCGCGCGGAGGGAUCGAGGACCGGCGCCCCGCGCUCGCGGUGGACCUCGUCAUCGCCUCGCGGGGCGCCGCGGGCCUGCUCCGCGGCGCCGCGGGGCGCAGCAGCCUGCGGCUCGCCGGGCCCUGGGAGCCCGGCGCGCGCCCGGGGCCGCCGGGGCCGCGGUGCUGCCCGGCCGCGCCGUGGCUGUGGCUCGCCGCCUGCGCCGCGCCCGUGGUGCUGCUGCGGGAGCGCGAGCACGCGCACGCGAGGCAAGAGGGCUUCCCCGGCGCCCUGAGCCCGCAGCAUCCGCUGAAGGCGCUCACCUUUGCGGAGCGCGCCGCGCUGCUUGCCGACAGGGGCGCCCUGGAGGCCGCAGGCGGGUUCCAGCUGCUGUAGCUCGCCGUCGAGAGAGUGACGAAUCGGACACCGCUCCUGGGAGCGACGGUGCAGUACAGUCUUCGCCGCGCCCGACAUCUUCCUGCUUACAGGUCAUCCCGGCGCAGCGCGUGGCGAGAAAACCUAUAGCCAUUACCGUCGUCGUCGUCGUCGUCGUCGUCGUCGUCGUCGUCGUCGUCGUCGCUGGGUGCUCCCUGCGCCGGCUGUCCGUCGUUCUGCGCCCUCGCGGCGCCGACCUGGCAGCGAGCCUCGGGGCUCUGCGCGACUUUUGUGCAGGCGUGCGCGCCGCGGGUUCCUCUUCGGUCUCCGCGGGGAGUGCUGGCCGGAGGCGCUUGAUGUUUUGACGGAGUCGCGGCGUUUCGCUCCCCU
Molecule: messenger RNA, 853 nt
Organism: Prorocentrum cordatum
Lineage: Eukaryota; Dinophyceae; Prorocentrales; Prorocentraceae
Source: the annotation of a GenBank genome assembly